AUGGCGGAACGCAUCCUCAUGAACGAGUUCCGUGCCCUGAGCAAAGAGAAAUGGGUCAACGUCGAACUUCACAAUGACGACAUCUUUAAAUGGGACGUCGCCCUCGUUGUCCUCAACGAGGACUCCCUAUACUACGGCGGGUACUUCAAAGCAACUAUGACCUUCCCCUCAAACUACCCUUACAGCCCUCCCCAGUUCCGCUUUCUUGUGCCCAUAUACCAUCCCAACAUUUACCCCGACGGCAAAUUAUGCAUCUCCAUCCUUCAUCCGCCAGGCGAAGACGUAAUGUCCGGUGAAUCUGCCGCCGAACGCUGGUCUCCCGCCCAACGAGUCGAGUCCGUCCUCAUCUCCAUCCUCUCCCUCCUCGAUGACGCCGAGGUCUCGUCCCCUGCCAACGUCGACGCUGCCGUAAUCUACCGGAACGAUCCAGACAGAUUCCGCUCCAUAGUCAAAGGCAACGUCGAAGAAUCAAAGGCACACCGGCCAGUCGACUUCGAAAUGCCGACUCUGAUUCAAGACGCAUCGUCCCGUGAAAUCGUGGAGAAGGAGGAUGAGGACUUCUGGGCUGAGUCGGGUGACGACAGCGAUCCCUUCGGUGGGAGUGACUCCGACUCGGACAUGGAUAUGGAUCAUUUUACCGGAAGUGACGACGAUGACGACGACGAUGAAAUGGACGACAGGAUUCUUUAA
Messenger RNA from Penicillium atrosanguineum, 690 nucleotides. RefSeq lists its product as uncharacterized. The transcript is spliced from 3 exons. The record is from RefSeq and is a predicted model, not a curated record. The coding region runs from base 1 to 690 and encodes 229 amino acids. Lineage: Eukaryota; Fungi; Ascomycota; Eurotiomycetes; Eurotiales; Aspergillaceae. Gene Ontology annotation, molecular function: ubiquitin conjugating enzyme activity. Gene Ontology annotation, biological process: proteasome-mediated ubiquitin-dependent protein catabolic process; protein polyubiquitination.